GUAUGGAGACUGGAAAUUUCAGGGUUCCCAUCUGCGGAGAAAUACGCGAAAUCCAUCUCCAAAUCGCCUGCCCUGCGCGUCAACAAUGUCGAAGAGACGCAUGUAUGUUCACAAGCAAUAAGGAAACUGACGAUACAUUACUUUCAAGAACAACCCAUGCAGACAUACCUCGUUCCAGCGCGGCCGUAUCAGUCAUGCUAACGGCAUCCCAACCAGCCUCAGGCUAUAACACAUCUCUUCCCACGAGUCGUACACUACCGAGGAGACCACUUAGCAAGGAUGGUGACAAACAGGCCAUAUGGGUGCCCAUGCUCAACAGCGCCUCCAAAGGCAAAGACCUGAUAGAGAAACAACUCAUCGUGCUAGGUGGCACACCAGAUCAACAGCGCGAAUUUCUCGAACAAUCAAAUCCUCCUGAAAUCCGCCCUCGAUAUGCGAACAACGAUAGACGAAGACAGCCCCGGACAGCACCCAUAUCGAACCGUUACGCUUUGGGAUAUACGUACCACGACGUCCUGGACGCGGAUCAAGAAGAUGUCCUCGCAAGAAUGAAUGUCUACACUUUAGCCAACUCAACCGCCAACUUCGCACCACUGCUGAAGCCACUGUUCACGCCGAAGACAGUCAAAGACACAUUGAUCACCAUAUUAUUAGACUGGCAAGAUCCGCUCCGAUGGGCCCGACAAUUGAGACAAUGGAUUCGCCUGCUCAGAUCCGUCAUACUAAGUCUAGACGAGCAGACCAAGAUCGAAAUGGAGGAGGUCAUGACGGCGUGGAAAGAAAAGAGAGUCGGACCUGAUGCCCCCACAGGCUUGACAGCGGAGCAAAAGUCAAUGGCAGUAACAGUCCCAUUGGGCCCAGGUGAAUGGGACGAAGGGCUAGGAAUACCACUCGGUGUGGUCUGCGUGCAGGCGGAGAAGAUCGAGAAUCUAGAGCGGGAUCAGGGGUGGGGAGAAGACCAAUUCGACUUCUUGAUGCAGUGGCUGCGAUGUGUCCUGCUCAAGCAUGGCGCUUCUCUAGUAUACACAUCCACAUUCGAUCCCAAUAACGUCCGUACACUUGUCCAUUCGAGUCUCAGCAUCCACUCUCUCCUCAAGCGCGAAGUCGCCAAACACAACAUCGUCGAUCGAGACAAGAUCCUCAUUCCACCGAAUUGGGACUCCUGGGGCAAGAUCCGAAUCCUGAAAGACGGCUUCGACCCGGAAGCCGUAGGCACUGCAUGGGCCGUCGAGAUUCAGAGUCCCGCAGAACAGACGCUUGAUUUUGCAACUACGAAAGGUCAAAAAGCAGUGCAGACCGAGACCGAGACCGAAGCAGAAGCAGAGUCUCAAUCAGCAGUACUAGUCUACGAAUCCACGCUGCGCACGCCCGCCGACUCAAGACCAGCGUUCCAGCCGCGCACGCACGACGAGUCCGUAACAGUACCUCCCGUCCAGGAAUUUCUACAAGCGCAAUACGAGACGCUCGAGAAACUCAAGGCGGAAGACGAAAAGGCCGAGCGCAAGUCUCGCAAAGGGGCCCCUGCUCCAACUGGUGCUGGCACAGUCGACGCCGACGAUGAUAACAUCAAAGGCGUAUCCAACGCCAGAAUGGCAGAGCAUAUCGGACCGUACCAGAUCAAUGUCAAUGGCAUUGACUUUGACGCAGAAGAGGCGACGAGACGACUCAGGGAGCGCGAACAGGAGCGCGCUGCGGCUGCAACGGCUGAAAGAAGUCGUCCUUCUGUCGCGGCAAUCUCGGGCACCGGCACUGGUACGCCCAUGCGUCGGCAGGCCAGCGAUGUUGGUGGUGCUGCUGCAGGAGGAAAGGGCGGUGUACAAACUCCAUCGUCUGCUGCCGGUUCUGGGAAACAGAGUAAUCAGGCUGUGGCGGACUUCUUUGCCAAUCUGAUCAAGAAGGAUAAACGGGGUGGUGUGAGUGCCAGUGCUAGUCCAACUAGAGCUGGGAGCGGGAGUCCUCUUGUGCGCGGGCCAAGUACACCUGGAGCGGGUGGAGAGCAGAGGGGACGACAGCCGUGACGGGACAAGACGGUGCCUGGUGACACUCGACACCUUAGCACCCGUUUUGUGAGCAAGUCCUGUGCGUUUGUGUGAGUUGGUGGAUAGCCAUUUGAGCGUUCGAGCGUGUCACUGUCGUGCAAGCAAGGUGUUUAGCAGGGUAUUAAAAGGGUUCUAUCAGAACAAAACACCAGUCGUCCGUUGAGCCAAAGCCAAGUUCCUGGCGCAGUACGAUGUGUGAGCAGUGAUGUUCAUUCU
Molecule: messenger RNA, 2255 nt
Organism: Exophiala viscosa
Lineage: Eukaryota; Fungi; Ascomycota; Eurotiomycetes; Chaetothyriales; Herpotrichiellaceae
Product: dynein light intermediate chain 1, cytosolic
Exons: 1
Biological process (GO): microtubule cytoskeleton organization; microtubule-based movement
Cellular component (GO): meiotic spindle pole body; cytoplasmic dynein complex
Molecular function (GO): dynein heavy chain binding
Source: RefSeq, a predicted model, not a curated record